UCAAAAUAAAACAAAGUUACUUGUGGUUACUUGAGAAAAUGGUUUUGUUUUACGUAGAAAAUUUUAACAAACAUUUCCUGGCGUUAGCAAUAAGUUAUUAUUAUUGUAAUUGUUUCAAUUUAUUGUUUUAAUAGAGUGGAAUACAAUGGCGACCUUAGUAAAAGAGCAACGAAAAGAGAAAAAGAAAUCAAAAUUGAAAAAUGCAAAAGCAUCUCAAGAGCAAAACAUUGACACAUGUUUCAGAGAAGCUACAGAUGAAAUUAAUAUAGAUAUAGAGACUAGUUUACUAGAAAUUUCAAGCACAAUACAGGAUGAUUUAAUUGAAUCAAAACCAGAUGACAAUGUUACGCCUGAAACAAGUGAUAAAGAAAAAACAUUAAGUGUAGAAAUAAAUUUGUUAGAAAAUAUAGAUUCAAAUUUAGCUAAAGAAGAAAUUUGUGAAAAUACAAUUGAAGUUGAAAAAGAGAUAAGCAUUGAAGACAGUAGCAAUACAACUAAAGCUUUACCUAAUUUUAAUGUCAAAACUACCACAGAAUUAGGUUUUGAUGAAAUAGGAAAUACAUAUCAUGAAUUAAAUAAUAGAUUGCAAAGAAUACAAAUACCAAAUCAAGAAAUACUUAAUGUGAAAGAGCAACCCAUAGAAAUUAACAAAAAUUAUAUUCAAAAUGAAAAUGUUGAAGAAAACACAGUUCCUUCUGCCCCCUUACUUGACAUAGCAGAAAUAAAACACACAGCACAAAUAACAGAAUCAUAUGUUGAUCAAGUUAAAGUGAAAAAGGCUAAAAUAGCAUGUAUGCCUCUAGAAGAGGCAAUAAGGAUAUUUGGAGGGAGAGAAAUGGCUGAGGUAAAAGCAAUGAGUGAUAAAGCUGAAAUGGAUGUUGAAACUGGACCAUUGAGUGGACCAGAACAUCCUUUAGUUGAUCUACUGUCUACAUUUAGAUCAUCGCUAUCAGCUUUAGAGCGAGAGAGGAUAACAAUAAACUGUGGAUUCACCGAAGAAGAGAAGAGAAGAGAACUAUUGUGGAGAAUAGAAAAGAAGAGUAUAACAAUAUCAGAGAAGUGUCCGUGUGGCGCCAAUGUAGAUCUUCGUGCUGUGUAUGAUCAUGCUGAGCUGCAGAAGGACAGACUCCCUGUUGCUAAGUUACGCCUUGAAGGGCUCUUACGUAAUGUACAAGAAUGUUAUUGUCAUCACCAACAUGCUGCUUUGUUGGCACAUUUUCGGAUAGAAGAGCUAAUAUCGGAAACGAUAAAAAGCAACAAAAGCGAGAUCCGCGAAGCGCUGACGCUGAUCCUUCAAGCGCUGCGCCUCAGCGACGGCGUCAGCGUGUACCCUGAAGCGCUGCAGCGCUGGGCCGCUGUGCUCGCUGAUGCGUUGGUGGACGAGCGCGAUCUGCGGCAGCUGCUUUUUGUUGUGCAUCAUCUGUUUAGACAGAGCCGCUCGGUCCAAUGGGCGGGGCGAGUAAUACGCAUGCGCGUGAGUGACACAAGCUCUGCGGCCACGCUUGUAGCCCUACUAGACGUUCUGCUCUCUAGACCUUCGCUAGAUAAUGCCACGGAGUGUACUGAGGAUUUAGACGCAUGGGAGGAAGUGGACAUUAAGGGGGAUGGUGGAGCGGUGGGGGAGGGGAGGCUCAGGGAGAGGGACCUGCUCAUGUUGAUCAACGCUUUGCCGCUCAGGGAUCUGGUGGCGAGGAUCGUGCUGUUUAUGAGAGCGGAUUUAAGCGAUAGUAGCUCAUGGGGCGAUGCUACUGGUGGGCAUGGUGUGCGCAAAGCGUGCUGCGGUGUGCGCGCGCUGCUGCACGUGUGCUGCGCGCCGGAGCGGUACGCGCGGCUGCGAGUGCGCAUGCGCGGGCUGGCGGGGAGCGCGCUGCGGGCGCUCGCCGCGCUGCAUCUGCGCUCCAGUCCCACAUACAGCAAGGACUUGGAAGCCAGCAUACUGUCAGAGCUAGAAGCGUGUUUCGCGGCCGGUGUGUCCAUAAUGGGGGAGGAGUUACACAGACUGCCCGCCUCUUUGCUCACAGAGGAUACGGCUAGAGAAUAUUGUUUGGCCUUCCAGAACUUGCAUGACAAAACGCCCCAACACAUAGAAGCGCUAGGUAUCGAAAUGCCAGUACUACCGUGUGAUGUGCGCGUGCGCAUCGUCACACAAGCCGCGAUAGAUAGACAGUGCGAUCAUGAGCUCGCCAGACACGUGCUUGACUUUUUGUUUCAGAGUGGUAUAAAACACAAGUCUUCUACAAUGAAGUGUGGAUGUAUAGAGUCAGCGCGCACUGAAUUAGCGAGGCUAUUGGAAGUACAUCCAUAUUUACAUACAAUUGCUUUUCACAUAUUUGCUGAUAUUACACAUGGAGAAUCAGACGCGUCACUAGUGCAACACUUAUGCGUAACAAAAUGGCGCCCAAGUACGGGCGAAAUUCGAUCCGUUUUGGACGAUUGGAUGGAACGAUGUCCGCAGUUGAUACAAUACCUGUUAUUGGACUUGGAUUAUACGCCGCACAGUGCCGUAUCACUAGAAAGCCAGCUCUUCAUCGGCUGGUGGCUGUACAACUUCGUCCCCGAAGCCCCCGAGUGGGCAUGGGGCAUAAUGAAGUCCCUGCACCUGCACCGGUCACAUUGGCACUUGCCCCUGGAUGCCCCAGCGUUGGAUAAGCCCCCGGAGAGCUUGUUAGGGGCAAUGUAUGCUAUAUUGGCCACUGAUUGGGGGCACUGUGUUCCGUUGGCGUGUGGACCAGCAGCAGAUGCGCUAUAUCGCUUGUCAGCAUCGCGGCCGGUGGAAGCUGUGCACUGCCUGUGCCGGCUGGUCACUGUGCUGGCCAGCUCGCCCGAGUCCAUUUCGCUCACACCCCGGUUUGCAGAAGCAAUAACAGCCAUACUUAACUGGGGACCGAAUCUAGUACAGCGAGCGUUAGGUCGCGGCGGGUUGAGCGGUUUUGAGUUAUUGCAGAGGGUCGUCUUGCAACAGUUGGAUGAUAUGAAAUCACAUGUAGAAUACCGUUCAGCGCUACUAACAGCGUGGAUGCACGCACUGUGGCCGGUCUCGGGUUCGAGUCGCGCCAUUUUGGAUGUAGCCGUACGAGCUACGCGCGAUUGGGACACGCUUGACCGAUAUGUUGCUGUGCUUUUACAGGACAAAAACAGCAAACGUCACAUAGACGAAUGCGUGCGCAACUCGAACACAGCGCCGCAAGUGUGCGAGAGUGUAUUACGUCGGGCUCUGAGCGGCGAGCUGGCGAGUGGGCUCAGUGCGAGGUUGCUGCACUUGCUGCACGCACAGAGGGGGGAGGGGGGGAGGGUGCACGUGGACCACGCCCUCAAGCAAGCAGGUAGUUCAAUAACAUCAGACGAUCUAGUGAUUCACAAAACAGCCGCCGCAGUACUGUAUGCGCCAUACACAAACCCAGCACAUCUCACCUUGUGGAGAUUGUUCUUUCAUCUCUAUUUGCAACGACCGCCUAAUAACAACGAAGCAACACCACCAGUUGGACCUUUAUUCUUCAGUGGAAUAAUCAAAUCGCGAACACUAGGACAAUUAAAAAAACGCCUCCAAGACGCAAUAUCACACCAUCACAACGAAAUAGAAGCAUUGAAACACAAACAUAGUAUCGAUUCACCCGAUACAUCGAUUAGAACAAUCGAGAAGAGUCCCACGUCUGAUAUGUUCCCGCAAUUAUCGAUUAUCGAUAUGGUGGAACAAUCGAGUGAUGAUUCGAAUGAUGAUGAAGAAAAUAUUGGUGAAGUACAUGAGGUUGCUGUUGAUGAUAAUCCUGGUUUAGUGGCUUAUCACGUUGCAGCAGAGAGGUUGCUACGAGAGUAUUCCCGUUGGUUGGAAGAAGGUGAUAAAGUUCGAGCCUGGCCCCACCAUGCCGAUAUAUCUAGGUUUAUACCUGAAAAGGUAUUAUCAUCAGCGUGGUCAGCGUCAGUACCACAAUAUAUAGAAAAAACUCGAAAAUCAGUCCCCUGUCCAGUGCGAGUUCCACUAACUCACCACGAGAUGGCGCUGCAAGCUAUACGAGAAAUAAGCGAUAGGACACAUCGCAGGAGAAAAAAGUUAGUUGUCAAAUCACUGGUUGAAGAUGUUAACUUUAUGGACUCGCGCGCUGUCUUGAAGUCAAUCGAUCAGAGAUUGGGUGACGUUGUCGAUUUUGCACGGGAAUGGACAUCAGAAGUUUCUCGUAUUUCCCAACUAGACAGUAAGUUAUGGGAGCUAGUGAGCAAGCUGCGCGUGCGCAGGCCGUUGCCGCCAGUCAAGAAGUCAUGUCCGCAGAACUGUCGACCCAUCACUAUACGGAUUGCGGAAGACGAGUGGUGCAUAUCAACCGGAGUUGAGCGUGAAAUACAAGAAAAUAGACGUGGGUCUCGUGCGGGCGUGCGGCGCCUGUGCCGCGCCAGACCGCACUUCGCACGCACUGCGGCCGCCUUGCUCACGUGUGCGAGACAAACUCGAAACGCGGAUACAGCGGUAAACGUGUGCGAAAGAGUGUGGCGAUACAUCCCUCUCGUUCACACGUGUUCGCACGCGAAAGAUCUGCUGACCAAUCUUGUUACAGAUCUGGCUGAGAAAUGGAUAUGCCACGACAGUUCCCGUACAGUGGAAGUACUAUCCCGUUGGAGUAAGGGUGAUCCAACUCAACAAAUGCUAUGUGGAGCUCUGAUCUAUCCCAAUCGCUUGCCGCUUCACAACUGGGCUGAUGUGUAUGAAGCUGUGUGUAAAACCAAACUACCCUCAAACGCGAUGUUCAGCUAUUUGUCUAAAUUCGACAUGUCACGCUGGUCACAAGCCGCGGACACCUCCCAGCGACUGCAAGUGUUGGAGGCGAUAACGGGCGCUGCGCAGAGGUGGGGGGCGAAGCCCGACGAACAGCAUCACGUUCUUAUUGAAUUAUUAGGCGUACAAUCGUCCGCACUAGUAACAGCGCGCGAAGUGAGCGCGCACGUGUGCGGCACUGCGCGUCGCGCGGCGCACUGUACGCUGCCGCCGGUGUACUGCGCCUGCGCAGCGAGCGUAGUGAGGAAUAGAGCGAACGAGUUGACGUUUGAUCAAAUCGGUCACCUCCUCCGUGAGCUAGGCGUUAUCUGGUGGGAAGCUAGAAAGACUUCCUCCAAUAGGGACAUGUUCCCCCACUACGCUACACAUAUGGCCGAUGUGUUGGCGGCUUUAUUACAGGCCUUUGUAGCCGCCGCUGUGGAUAUGAGCUAUGCGCCUGAGAGAGUAACUCUAUACGCCUGGUCGGCCAUGUUGGAAUCCUGGUCACCCUGGAUCUUACCCCAGUCCCUCCCGCCCCUGCUGCCCUCCACGUGUGAGGACGAGGUCUACACCACCAUGCUGGAGAGGUUCGUGGCCUGCAUCCAACAGGUUAUGGAGGACUGUCCUGGAAGCGCAGAACCGUUGCUCAGCGAAGUAUGGCGCUGGUCGAUAGAGACGUAUCUAUCGGUGAGCGGCGUUGCCGGUUCGCAAGAGGCACGCGUACAGAUGUCGGCGCUGCUGUGUGCUCUGUCCCGCUCGCACUGGCGGCGCCAGUGGUGCAGCGCGCCCUGUCUGCCGCUGGCCGUGCAGAUAAGCACUUUAUCAGACAGAGAGAUAACAUCAUGGUGUAGUGUGACACUAAAUCACACGCUCACUGACACUUGGCUGCAUGGCGUGUUGGACCAACACUUGGCGCCAACGUUGGCCAAUCUCUUCGCGUUGUUCACGUCUAACAACAUGCAGUUUUCGCAAGAGUGUCUAGCCCAAGCGUGCAUGUUGCCAUGGUGGAGGUUACCCCUCAGCGGGUUGGAGCAGCUGCUGGACCAGUACUUCCAGCAGCAUUUCAACCCCGCCAUGCCGUACCAUGAACUGCCGCAUUUUUGCAUAGCACUAUCAGCGGCCCAACUCCGCGUGUACCCAAACUCGCUACAAAAUAAGGGCGGUUCACACUCGGCGCGCUGCAGCGGCGUGUCGAGCGCGCUGCGGGCCGGUGUGGCGCCGCCCUUACACGCGCACUUGCGGCCCUUUGUACAGUGCUUGCUGCGGGUUGUAGCGGACCUAGUUCCUCACAUAGAGAAUGAAGAAGGGCAAUUGGAAGAUAUCUUGAGUCGAACUGUUGUAGUAUUGUGUAUGGAGCCCGCUGCUAAAAUAGUUCUGCCUGUAUACCUGGAAUGGAUGACGUCACCACACGUGCUGAAAGCCAGUCUGAGCGCACUGGCCACACUCACAGCGUUGGACUACUUUCUGCCGCUCGCUGACCGGUUGGCUAAAGCACAUCUUGAGACUAAUACAACAGGCUGGUCAGAACUAGAGACACGUUGGUCAUCCAGCGCGUGGUGGGAAUCGAGCGUGUGUGUAAAACGCGGCGGUUUGCACGCCGCGUACGGCCUGCUGCGGGCGACACGCGGCAGGCACACGCCCGAGCGGUUACUGGAUACAAUGCUGGCGUUGAACAAUGUGGAGAUUCACUUUGCUGAAAACGAAGAAAUCGUCGCGUUAUGGAUAUGCGUAGCGUGUCGUUUAGCAUUACACAAAAAUGGGGAAGGCAAAGAAAAGAUAGACUCAAGAGACUUAGAAGGCGUGGAAAGGAGUGACAUAGAAGAGAUAAGAGAGACUGGUUUAGUGGAAGGGACUAGUAGUGGAGAGGAAAGGGAGUAUGGGGGAGUUGCGAGGGAGUUGAUCAAUAAGUGGGCUGCUGACACUAAACGGUCGUUGUUACAAGUAGUAGCAUUACAGGCGUCUACUCCUGCGCCUACGAACAGGCAUCGCGCACUCUGCCGUUUCGCACAAUGUAUACUAUCUCCCUCCGAAAGUAUAAUGCGUAGUUAUGAGACAGCUAUAAGCGCAGUCCUGGGUUCGAAUCCCGGUGACGUCAUCACGUGGGCCAAAACGCCGGAUUUAAAGAAAUUAGUGCGUUUAGCAAAUAAGUUGUAUCCAGGGAAAGAAGUUUAUUUCAAAGAAGAGUUGGAAAUGGCUGAUAAAUAUAAUUAAUUUGUUUUUUCCUGGUAAUUUUUUUAUUGUAUAUUCCUACUAUAAUAGUUUUCGUCUCGAAUUUAUAUAAAUUUUUUGUUAAUUUUUAGCAUAUUGUUUUUUUUUCAUUGCAAAAGGCAUA
This is a messenger RNA of Colias croceus (clouded yellow), 7076 nucleotides long. RefSeq lists its product as uncharacterized. NCBI's taxonomy places the organism in Eukaryota, Metazoa, Arthropoda, Insecta, Lepidoptera, Pieridae. Gene Ontology annotation, cellular component: cytoplasm. The record is from RefSeq and is a predicted model, not a curated record. The transcript is spliced from 39 exons. Gene Ontology annotation, biological process: autophagosome maturation. Bases 146 to 6955 code for a protein of 2269 amino acids.